Messenger RNA from Vitis vinifera (wine grape), 880 nucleotides. RefSeq names its product L10-interacting MYB domain-containing protein-like. NCBI's taxonomy places the organism in Eukaryota, Viridiplantae, Streptophyta, Magnoliopsida, Vitales, Vitaceae. The record is from RefSeq and is a predicted model, not a curated record. The transcript has 2 exons. The coding region runs from base 38 to 880 and encodes 280 amino acids.
UGAAAAACAAAGCAAGGCUUAUUGGGAUGAUAUUACAAUGGAUGCUUUUAUCAAAGUUUGUGUGACUGAGACUUUGGCUGGAAAUAGACCAAAUAGUGACUUUAACAAGUUGGGAUGGAAAAAUGUGAUAAAAGCCUUCAACAAUUUGACUGGAAGAAACUAUCAAUAUAGGCAACUUAAGAAUAAAUGGAGUUCUCUUAAAAAGGAUUGGCAACUUUGGAAUACCUUGAUUGGGAAAGAGACUGGCCUUGGGUGGGAUCCUAUGAGACAAACCAUCAAUGCAAGCAAUGAAUGGUGGGAUAAGAAAUUGAAGGAGAAUCCUGAAGCAAUAAAGUUUAAAACAAAAGGCUUGAAAAAUGUUGAGCAAUUAGACAUACUUUUCAAAGAUAUUAUUGCUACUGGUGAAGGAGCCUGGGCACCAUCACAAGGCUUUGUAGGACAAGAGGUUGAUGAUUCAUCUAAGGUGGGGGAACACGAAGAUAAUAUAAUAGAAGACCAAGAUGACUCUAGUUGCAAUCCGCCACUUGAUACUAUCUUCAAUGGUUUUGAAGCUACUACUCAACCUUCUAUGGCAAAAAAGAAUGAAGGAAGAAGAAAGAGGAAAAGAAAUGAAACCAAAUCUGAGCUUGUGGCUAUCCAGUUAGAGCGCAUUUGUAGUGCUGUGGAGAAUAGGUCUUCUAUCUCAUCUAAAGGAGAUAAGUCAGGUUGUAGCAUUGCUGAAGUGAUGAAAAUCAUACGUGGGAUGCCUGAAGUGAAGAAUGACUUUGAGUUAUAUAUGAAAGCCAUAGAUAUCAUGGUUGUCAAGGAAAAUAGAGAUAUGUUUGUUGCAUUAGAAGACCCAAUUGAUCAGAUUGCAUGGCUUAAACAUAAACAUGUUUGA